Branchiostoma floridae (Florida lancelet) is the source of this 1067-nucleotide messenger RNA. Its product is annotated as ATP-binding cassette sub-family B member 9-like. NCBI's taxonomy places the organism in Eukaryota, Metazoa, Chordata, Leptocardii, Amphioxiformes, Branchiostomatidae. Gene Ontology annotation, biological process: transmembrane transport. Gene Ontology annotation, molecular function: ATP binding; ABC-type oligopeptide transporter activity. The record is from RefSeq and is a predicted model, not a curated record. Gene Ontology annotation, cellular component: membrane. The coding region runs from base 30 to 1067 and encodes 345 amino acids. The transcript has 5 exons.
UCAGCCCCAAACGACAACAAACAGAAAAGAUGAUGACAGUUGCUGCUAUCAUCAUGCUGUCCUUAGCUGACCUCGCCCUGAACACCAUAGCCUACGUGAAAGGCGGGGACCUGAGCACGUUCAAAAACGACAUCAACGGCUUCAGCAUCUUCACCUCUUUGUUGGACAUGUGGGUCCUCGCGGCGUUGAGAACGUGUGUGAUGUUGGGAGCUGUUUUAGUCGUACUCUGCAACACCAGAAUCAAACUUACCACUUCGUGGAUCGGUAUCCUACCAGCUGUCACGUGUGCGUACACCUUUGUCAAGCUGCUGCUCUACUCAGAAGGGGAAGUGAAGUUCCCCCACACGCCGUGGUUCUGGGGUACGUUUGUCGGCAGUAUCGUCGGCUCCGCUGUAUUCUACAUCAACUGGGCCUUACUUUCUCACGUAAGUGUGAACACGAGGAAAGCGAUGGCCGAAGAAGCCGAGAUAUUGCUGGGGAGGAAAGUGAAGUGCGAAUCAAACUCCUCCUCACUGAAAAAGCUGAUCAUCUAUGCCAAACCUGUCAUCCCGUACUUCCUUGCAGGGAUGUCCUUCCUGAUCGGAGGAGCCGUAAGCGACACUUUCAUCCCUUACUACACCGGCAUGGUGAUUGACGGGAUAGCCAAAAUAGAAACGUCCCGGGACAAGUUCACCCACGCCAUCGUUCUCAUGUCUAUCUUAACGGCCAUUAGUGCAGUCUGUUAUGGCAUGCGUACUGGAUUAUUCGAGAUCACCAAAAUAAAGCUGAACAUCCGAGUCCGAAACCUGCUGUUCCGGUCCAUCACUAGCCAGGAGAUCGGAUUCUUCGACAGCGUCAAAACUGGUGAACUAAUCUCUCGCCUCAGUGCGGACACAACCGUCACCACCGAGGUAUUUGUCAACCAUGUCAAAGUUCUCUGUGCGAGUACCGUGCGUGUGGUCGGCAUUGUGGCGUUCAUGUUGAAGUUGUCCUGGAGACUGUCUAUCCUGGCUCUUAUCAUGCUGCCUGCUGUUGCUGUGGUCACCAGGGUGUUUGGAGAAUAUCUUAAGACCUUUAACGCGUUUUGA